AUGUCUUUGCCACCAAUAAUGUCAUACGACUCUCUCAAGAAAUAUGCUGUCCAAGCGGUAGCCAGGAUCUUACCUCUUGACUCGGAAACGUGUUUGGAAAUGGUCAAUUACACACUCUCGCUCCCGAAUGACGAAAUCGAAAGCCACCUUCUAGACCUACUAGGCCAUUCAGAGGAGAGUUACGAAUUUAUUUCGAAAUUUAUGGACCUCAAAAAGGCUGCUGAUGAUCCUAAGACUCCAAGUAACGAUAAAAACCUGAACAAAUCUUCAAAAAAAGACGGACUUCCUCAAUGGGGACCUAAAACCAAAGCACCCGCUCCAAAGAAUAAAACGAGACUUCAAAAUAACAAGACCUCAGUGACUGUUUCAGAGCUCUCAUCUUUGAAGCCGUCAAACCAGCUCUCUAACUCACAGGCCAAAAAGUCGAAAAAGAAGACUUUAGAUAGUUUGAAAGAUAUUGAAGCUGUUCUCAAUGAGUUAGAGGUGAGUCGCACGGUCGAGGAUGUUGACGGAAUAUAUUCCUCGAAAGUGUUGAGGGUGUGCAAUUGUAUGGCUACAAAGCAUCCUUUAUUCGAAGUUGCUCCAAACUGUCUCAAUUGCGGCAAGAUUAUUUGCUCGAAGGAAGGUCUACAGCCAUGCUCUUCAUGCGGUAAGGAACUUCUUAACGAACACGAGAAGAAUGAAAUUGUCAAAAUUCUUCUCUCCGAAAGAGACCUUCUUGAUACGAAAAAAGCACAUGCCAAAGACAAGCUGAUACAGCUGCAAACGACAAAACCUCUGAAGUACAUCAAGUUUUCCAAUGCCACUGGUGGCAACUUAUGGAAAGCGCAAGAAGAAGCUUUCAAAAUCGCGGAACAGGAGGCUAAGCGCCGUCGAGAGCAAGAAGAGGAACAAGCGCAAAAGAAGCUAGAGAUCGAGGAGCAGAUGCGCGAAUUGGAGCACUACAAGCGAACGAAAGAUGUUGAUGAAGCUCUUCUAUCGGCCCAAAAUAGAUUGGAGACCCUCUUGCAUUAUCAGGAUACAGGUGCUGAGCGAAGCAAGAUCAUCGAUAAUGCUGCGGAUUACGAGAUGCCAUCCCUUUCCAGUGGAAGCAUGUGGCUAUCGCCAGUUGAGAGGGCUUUACAAUUGAAAAAGCAGCAGAAGCAAUUAAGGUCAUUUGAAGCAGAGGAAAAGGCUCGUGUGGGGCGUUCUUCUAAGGUGGUUGAGAUGGUCAUUAAGGACGGAAAGGUGAAGAUGGUAGAGAAAGUCGUGCAGGCGAAAGAAAACGAUCAAGAAGCUAUCGAAAGUCUUGAGGAUGAGAUCCGUCGCGACAAAUUGGCUCGGGAACAGGAGCUCACCAAAAAUGUAUGGGACUAUGAGCUAGACCAAAAUAAGUGGGAGAAGCCAACAUAUGUAAGUGCGGAUAAAGGUGGCCAUCACAGAAGAGACAACCUUCUAUUCAAAGAGAGUAGAGUUCAGCACGACAUCAUUGAUGAUGUGGAGUUAGUGACUACGAUACCCUCAUAG
This is a messenger RNA of Australozyma saopauloensis, 1506 nucleotides long. RefSeq lists its product as uncharacterized. Bases 1 to 1506 code for a protein of 501 amino acids. The transcript has a single exon. Gene Ontology annotation, cellular component: nucleus. Gene Ontology annotation, biological process: positive regulation of DNA-templated transcription. Gene Ontology annotation, molecular function: zinc ion binding; transcription coactivator activity. The record is from RefSeq and is a predicted model, not a curated record. Lineage: Eukaryota; Fungi; Ascomycota; Pichiomycetes; Serinales; Metschnikowiaceae.